Neospora caninum is the source of this 6027-nucleotide messenger RNA. RefSeq lists its product as hypothetical. Lineage: Eukaryota; Apicomplexa; Conoidasida; Eucoccidiorida; Sarcocystidae. Bases 1 to 6027 code for a protein of 2008 amino acids. The record is from RefSeq and is a predicted model, not a curated record. The transcript is spliced from 12 exons.
AUGACGACGACAGCGCCGCCAGGCGCUGCUUCUGAGGAGCCGCUUCUCGAUCGCGAGGAACCAAGCAGCGUGUCCAAAGCAACGGAAUCACCAGCAGAAAGUUCUCGGGAAGCUCAAAGAACGCCUGCGGCGGCGGAUGGAGUCACGCCAGAAGCCGUAGCAUGUGGCGAGAAGCCGGAAAGUUCCUCCUUCAGUGGCAGCUCUGCUGAGGUGACCCCUCCGUCUGCGACUGCUGGUGCGGCACGAGCACCGUUAGGGCAGCAUGCGCCCUCCAACGCGAAUUCUCAUUCUUCGUCUCGCGAGGAUCCUGGUGGCAGCGUCUCUGGAUCCCCGGCGUCCUCAGACGACCCAGCAGCGGGUGGUGCACGGACAAAGAAGGGUAUGAGUAGGGAACUGCUGAAGCUUCUUUCUGGCAGUGGAAAUUCCUUUGAUGAACUCUGCUUCGCUUUCAGUCACCGUUCGCGCCACGCAUCCUCCGAAUCGCCUCUCCUCAGUUCGGUGUCAGGCCGAGGUCGGCGUAGAGAAGAGAGCAGAACAGGGACGAGCUGGCCGGAGACGAACAGCCGUGAACAGGGUUCUGUCUCUGACCCUUCGUCCUCAAGCGAUCCGGUUUCCGCGGGAUCUCGUGCUCCAGGUGGGCGUUCCGCUUCGACGUCGAAGAAACAGGAAGCGCGUGGUACGCGUGCGCCUGCAAAAACGGCUUCCACCUCUUCUGCGCACUCAAAGACGAAGACUGAGAAGCUUUCACCCUCUUCGCCGCGAGCUAGCAAGGGCGCCGCGCGCUCGGAAGGGGAAGCAAGUCCCACAGGCUGCGUGUGCGACGACGCGGAGACAGCGAAGGCCGUCGCGGCUGCGCUCGCAGCAGAGAUGGAGACGUGCCGCGAGUUGUCAAGUCUGUUGAAGAAUGGGAAAAAAGGCACUGACCAGGGCGUCGUCUCAGAGGAGAUUCUUCUGGCGCUGUCCGGUCAGAAAUCGCGACGGCCGACAAGGAGCUGUGCGGCUCCAGCGCAGCCCCAGGCGCAGGCGGCGCCAAAGGGACAGCGAAAGGGGAGGACUCACGUCUCCGCAGACGCUUGUGGCUCUGACUCGAACUCGAUGCUUGCGCGCUCUUCCCGCGCCCUUGCCUCGCCUGCCUCACUUGCUUCGCCGCCUUCUCUCGUGUCGCCGAAACACGGCACGUCUCCGCGAGCUCGUCAGAAGACUGGAUCGGCUGCGUCGGCGCGGCAGGCCCCGGAGACGAGCGCGGAGGCAGGCGGGAAGCGAGACGAGAAGGCAGGCGGGAAGCGAGACCGGAAGGCAGACGGGAAGCGAGACGAGAAGGCACAGACCGAUUCGAGGAGUGUCCUGGAGGACACAGACGAGGCGACACAGGCUGCAAUCGCCGCGCUGCUCGCCGAGGAAAUUGGAUCCUCGAAAGAGGCAGCAAAGCUUCUCGCGGGCGAGGGAAAGGUCCAGGCAUACGAGCGGCUCGUAGUGUCUUUCGCGGGAGGAAUUGGAAGUCGCCGGCGCACCACGCGGCAGCUGGCGACGCUGUCGGCAUCGACCGAGUCCGCGAGUGGGAAGGAGACCAGAGACAACGUCCCUGGAGAGAAAAGAGGCAAGAAAGGCAUCACGGCGAAGGGCGGCGACCGCGGCCAGGGUGAAGAUGCACAGAAGUGUUGUGCAGCCCCUUCCGCGAGUGCGUGUGGUGAAGCCGGCGGCAGGACGGGAGACAGGGGACAGCACAAAGACGCGAGGGGUGUGGAGGGCGAGGCCGAAGCGGGGAGGAGGAAGCAGAGAGGCGAGUCGGACGGCGUCAGCCGCCAGAGGAAGGCUGUCGCCGCGUUGCCAGACUCGCCGUCGGAGCGCAGAGAGGAAGAGAAGGCAGGGAGCGAUGGAAUUGUGAAAGAGGAUGCAGGGAGUAAACGAACGGCACUGCAGCGGGAGGCCGAGACAUCGGAGGAUGAAGCCCUGUGUCCCCAGAUGGGACGAAGAAUGAAGAGAGACAUCGUGAAGGCCGGACGGGUGGAGGAGGACCGGAAGAAGAGAGCAGCGCAGGAAAGCGACGAGGAGGACAAGUGGAAGGUGAAGGAGGCGAAGGGCCAGGCAAAGACGGGAGAAAAGCGAGGCCAGCAGGCGAAGAGGCGACGGAAAGUGCAGGCGAGGGAGGAGGAAGAGGGAGGAAAGAAUGAAGGGGAAGAAGGGAAGUCGGAGAGCGCGGGGCGACAGGAAAGACAGCGCGCCGAACCGGAACUGAAGAAGCGAGAACGGGACUUUGAAACGAAUGAAGGUGACGAAGGCCCCCUGAGGGACGAUGAAAAGAAGUUAACAGAGACAGAAGAGAGGCCGCAGCCGGUGCGCGCGACUAAAAGCGAUGAAGGCGAAGACAAACUGUCCCCUGCGAAGAGAGCCAGGAAACAGAUCAAGAGUUCUGAGGAGGAAGCGUCGACUACGGCCGAAGAGGAACAAGCAGUGAAGCAGGAAAUGGAGACGAACGGGACACUGCUAUUCGACAGUCCCAGGCCGGAGACAGCUGCUGCUGAAGACGGGCUUUUUUCGCGAAACAGUGAAGGCGACGGGGUCCCUCACGGCGAGGGAGAAGACGCAGCUGUCUCAGCAAGUCGACACUCCGAGACUGCGAGAGACGAACAGACGACACUCGAAGCAGAGUCGAGCGCGGGCUGCCGAACCCACGGCGAGUCGCGAGCGAGCGAGACCGGAAGGGCUACCAACGGAGGGGCUGAAGAAGCGCCAAGGACGGGGGAAGACCAGGCAGAGGAGAGAGAGGAGGUUGUUCAGAGCGCCGACGAGGGCGAAGAGACGAGCGACAGAAGGAGGCCCUCGCUGCCAACUUCAAGCGACAUGGAUGGACGGCGAUGCAGGGGGAAACCCGGUCGAAACCCAGAGGGCACAGGAACAACGCUCGAGGAGUCUGACGGUCAAGCAGGAGCACGCGAAGGCCGCGUCACGUGCGGAGAAGCUCGGCCUCUCAAGAUUCGAAAGAGAGUCAUCAAAGCGAAUGCCGCCGUCAACUUCACUUUGUGCGGAAUCUGCGGCGCGUUCGGCGACGUUCUCUGUUGCGACUUCUGCCCUCGCGUAUUCCACCCCGCGUGCCUGUUCAAGUACACCCCGCUGCGCGUCUUUGUGCCGGUCGAGCUGCGGGCCGCCGCCAACGCACUCUCGGCGUCCGCUGCGUCUUCGCCCUCGCCCGCGGCCUCCUCGCGGGCGACUCCGGCGCCAGACUGGGCGUCGCUGCCUCCGCCUCCGCCUCCUCUUCCGGGGUACCAGAGUCACUCCAGAGUGCGCGAAGAUGAGCGCGGCCGGAAAGCGGGCGGCGAGAAGCAGCGACGCUCGCCAGCGGCAGGCAGAGACAGCGAGGAAGACUCGAGUAUGCUCUGGAUGUGCCCAGAUUGCUACGGCGUGCCCUACUCAGCCAGUCGCCCUGUCGAGCAUCCCGCGUGGCGGAUCAAGUGCUUGGACUGGCGGCGAAUCGCUGAGGACGAGAGCAGCCUCUUUCUCUCGUUUCCCAACCUCGACGCCGUGCAGCCGUACUUUGGAGACGAAGACGCGUGGAGAAGUUUCCGUGACAGAAAGGGCCAGAAACUCCUCAAGCGGUCUGCGCAAAUCGCCAAGACGGUCGUCGGCGCGGCGGGGAAGGGAGGCGGAGACCGGCAGAUUCCCGCAAAGACCGUUUUCUUGCGACUCGCGGACUUCCCGCUGACGCCUGCGCGCCAUCUCCUGCAUGCAAUGGGCAAGAAAACUGCGCUGCAGGCCGUCGCCUUCCUCAAGAAUCUGCUUCUCCGUGUCGCGAGCUCCAGCAAGGAAGAAGAGCAAAUGAAUUUUCUGGAGUUUGGAGCCGAAGUCGCGUACCUUCUCACCAAUUUGCUGGGGUACUUGGGCGCGUCGAGACACCUCGUGGACCCUAUCGUCGACGCGGCCUCGUGCAUCCUUCUGCUCUGGUCAAAGCGGCGACGGAAGCUCGGCAAAGAAGCCAUCAUGACGGAUGAGGCUCUGAUCUUCUCCACCCUCGAGGCCUGCUGGGCACAGCUCGUUCUCCACCGGUACAGCACGACCUCAGGCCUGCGAGCGGCGCCCGCGACGCCGAAGACGACGCUAAGCUGCAGCCUGGGCGAGCAAAAGCUGUAUUACCGCGAGUGGAAGGAAGAGGUGGAGAGGUCGAUUGCGGCGAGUCGCCUCGAGUUCCUCUACUUCGACUUCCGUGCUGGACAGCUGCUCUACUAUGAUCUCUCCACGUGCCCUAACUGUGACAGAUCUGGAGGCGUCUCUGGGCGAUACGCGGUUUGCAGUCUCUGCAAUUUCCAUCUGCCGCCGGAGUGGGCCUGCGUCGACUUUGGGCGGCUCUUCGAGCAGCUCGUCUGGGGCAGCUUGAUGCAGCGUGCAGGCAUCAAUCCGUGCGAGGUGAAGAAAGGCCGCAGUUGCUGGGGCGGCUCUUCGCCCGUCGAGCAAAUUCUUCUCGAGAUGAAGAGCAGUUUAAGGCCCUGGCGCAACCGCCUCGACCUGGGGACGGAAGACUGGAAAAACCAAGUCUACAUGGUGGCGCAUGCACUGUUUGUCGUCAGCGGCUGGGGCCGAUAUCGCCUGGACUUGCGCGAACGCUUCUGGUUGCCGGACACCCGGUUUCUGCGCUUCGCGCUCCACGAGGCCAUGCUGAUUGGAGAUGUCGAACUGACAGGAGAAAUCUUGCAUUCGCUCCAUCUUUUCGUGGUGUCCGAGUCGCCUCGCCGUUUGAAUUCCGCCUCUUCGGCCGCUCUGAGCGGACCUGGAGACGGCGCAGCGGCGCGGCGGCCACCGCGAGUCCUGACUGAGGAGGAAGAGGAGGAACUGCAAGCGGAGCAGUUUGCGAUUGACUUGGCCAUUCAGCAUGGCAUUAUUUAUCUGCUGUACAGACAGUCAAAGUCGCACCGGGGAUGCUGGACUACCAAACAAGAUUCGUUCUACAAGACGUUUCACACCUCCUUCUGUGCAGCCAUAGGUCUCAUCCGCCCCCAUCGCGGGUCUUCUCCAAAGUCCUCUUCGUGUUCCUCGCAAACUCCCGUCGCCUUGCCGUCCUCCGCCCAGACCGUCGAUCGGACUCAUAGCGAGUGGCAGAGACUCUUCUGCUCUUCCUGGCCGGCUGCCUCCGUGUCCCUCGCCUCGCCCACCGCGGUCGACUUCCUGGGGGCGUCGAGAGCCGCCAUGCUUGGACCAGCAGUCUCCAGGGCGCGGCGGGCGGCCGACGACGCCUCCCCCGUCUUCCCUCUCUCUUGCGGGGCUCCACACUCUUUGCGGCCCAGAGGCAAGGACGACGUCGCCAUUCGAAUUGCCACAGUCAAGGUGUUUGUGAGACGGCCGUUGCGGCGCAUGUCCUCCUCUCUGUGGAGACGCCUGUGCGCGUCGUCGCUGGCUGCCUGUCGCAAUAGCAAGAAAUCGGUCAAGCUCUUUGGCGAGAAAGGCCUCCUUGGUCCCGACGUCUUCGGCAAGUCCGACGAGAUCACCGUCGGGGUCUAUUCCUUCCAGGGGAUCUGCUGCGUCUCCCUCGACGACUUGUCGACGCUUCUUCUCUGCGAACCGGCGUUUUUGGAGCACCGCGUUCUCGCCUUCAUUCGCACAGCCCUAGUCUUGCCAGUCGUUGACGCUCAGCAAGCUCGCCCGAAUCGCCACGUCCCUCCGGAGUUCCAUCGCUAUUUCACAGCGUUUGAGAACCGAAAUUGUCUGAACGGGGGCGAAGAGACCGCGCGCGCCUCCGUUUCAGCGUCCCCUGAGUCGCCGUCCUCGUCUGCGUGCGCAGCGGCCGACGAGAGACGAAAGGAGGACGACGAUCUCUCGCCAGGCAGCAGUGGACGCUUGGGCAGCGACGGCCGCGGAGGGAGCAAGGCGAGGGGAACGAAGAAACUCUUUUCCCUCCUCGAUCUGAAGGAACUACUGACGCUGCAGGCAAUGAUGGGCAUUGCGGAGGCUCUGGUUCUGCCGGUUGAGGAGAACAUCGGCGCGCUUCUUCGCGCAGUCGAGAGCCAAGUCUUCAAGCCCGUCGAUGUCCAAAAAGGAUAA